Messenger RNA from Salarias fasciatus (jewelled blenny), 6667 nucleotides. RefSeq names its product zinc finger protein Xfin-like. The transcript has 18 exons. Gene Ontology annotation, biological process: regulation of transcription by RNA polymerase II. Gene Ontology annotation, cellular component: nucleus. Gene Ontology annotation, molecular function: DNA-binding transcription activator activity, RNA polymerase II-specific; RNA polymerase II cis-regulatory region sequence-specific DNA binding. The coding region runs from base 603 to 5273 and encodes 1556 amino acids. Lineage: Eukaryota; Metazoa; Chordata; Actinopteri; Blenniiformes; Blenniidae. The record is from RefSeq and is a predicted model, not a curated record.
CGCCCGCUGUUUGAUGUGGAUGUAGCAGAACGGCUCCGGCUCACAAUUAGCACGGUAGACGCAGCUCGUUAGGUUGGUAAGCAGACAGACACUUCAUCGCCCUCGGCUGACGAGCAGGACACGAGUUUACACAUAAAACAGCACAUAUAAACCUCUCCGCGCUCCUGCGUGCAGCCGCUGUUGUCAUCGCUGUUUUAGCGCUAGCACGCUAGCGCGCGACGGACGGCUGUCAGUAAAGUGAGCUAAACAUUAGCGUGUGUAUUUAUUAUUUCUAUCAGUGUCGCAGCCAAACGGGGAAGCAAAGCAACUUAUUUUGUGGUAAUCGGUUGAUUUUGAGGAACAUAUCCCACUGACAGCCCGGGGAUUGCUCGUAAUGUUGACGGACGCUCCAGCUGCCGGUAGCGGGUUCGAGUCUGGUGUUACGGAAGAACUCGUUCUCGUGUUAACCGGUGCUUUAGAGUCUGUUGUUGCUGCUGAUAACAUAAAAUAUAAACGUAUUUCCAUUCGUAGAGCAAACCAGAUUGGAGUGCAACGUUAUUAUCAGUAAUUGUGUGCCAAUCUAUUUCUGUAAACAUUGUAUAGUUCGACAUUAACUCACUCAAAUGCAUUCAAAUCCUCCUGCAGUAGUGCUUGUUCUCACUGGAUCAAGUCAAGUUUCAAGUCUAUCCACGGAGGAUCCUGAAAUUCACAACCCAUUGCCACUGAGUCUUUGCGAAAACUGUGAUGAGCAGACUUUACAACAUCAGACUCCAGGAAAAGUGGCAUCAAGCCCCGAGGCUCCCGAUAUCCAGGUGAUCAUCAAAGAGGAAGAGGAAGGCUGGACUGUGAGUGAAACCUAUGAGAGCCUCACUGCAGAGGGAGAAAAACAGGACACUCCUGCAGACGUUUGUCUUUCCCACCUGGAAGCAUGCAGGAAGGAGAGCUCUGCUUCAGUGAGGAGAUGGCAGGCGCUGUGCUGUGAGGACGGCGGCGGCUCGCUUCGGUGUGGCCUCAGCUCCGCGUCGAGAGAGGAGCGUCGCAGAGACACGCCGGCGAGCUCCGGCGAGAAACCCCAGACUUCCCGUCGACGUGGAAAUGUGACUGAGCAUCGGCUCAGUAGCGCAGGGGAGAAAACCUCCUCCUGCCUGGAAGAUGACGCGAGCCCCGAGGACAAAAUCAUCAUGAAAUCCCAUCAGAGCUCUCCAGCAGAGGAGCGGCUCGCACACGACCCGAGCACGUCUUUACUCCCACAAGCAGAACCGUGUCACAGGAAAAGACCAGCACCCUGCCAAACAGACUCCAGUGAACGGAAACGCCCGAGGUCACACGGACUCAAGGUGGCGUCUCCAAACUUAGACGACCAAACGCUCCAUUUGACCGUCAGGCUGCAGGCCGGCGAGGAGGGAGGUGAGGAGGAGGAGGAGAGUCGAGAUGAAGAGGGAAUUGGAGGUUUUAUCAACUCAGAUGGAGAAGUGGUUGAGUGGGAUGCCAGAGACAGUCCAGAUCGAAGCUCUGAUUGCACAGAAGGUCCUCAGCUCCGUAAGGGCGCCGUCCUGCCUGAGUCUCAGCUGCAAGGCCAAAGCCAGAGGGAUGGCGGCAGUCCGGCGCUCACCAUGGAGGUGGUGUCGGUGGGGGAAGAUGGAGAAAGGGAGGAGGAGGGGGAAACGCAGGCAGAGGGAAAGACUGCGGCCGUCUCUUCUUCACACCGUGGAAAGAGACAGAGAAGAAAGAAAAACGUUCCAGUGGGUUCUUCGGUCAGCUCAGACGCAGAGAGAGACGUUCCUGCAAACGCUGCGAAGAGAAGAGACAGAAGGAAGAAAUGUGAAGCGGCACCGGUGUCAGAUGAAGACUUGGAUGCAGAACCAGGAAUAUCAAGGCGAACUCGAAGAAAGAGAACUUUACGGACCGUAGUCGAACCCGAGGAAUUCACCUCCAAACCGGCGCGCCGAGUUCCUGCAAAGCGAUCCUAUAAAAAACGAAAACCCACCACACCAUCUGCUGAAGAGACAGGAGAAAGCACAGGUCUUUGCCCGGGUGAGAGCAAAAAAGGAAAGAAGCGCCCCGGCAGGAAGAUGGUCCGCGUCCCGAUAGAAAUACCUCCCGAGCUCCUGAAGAAGCCCAAAGAGAAGAUCGAGUACCACUGCUCGGUGUGCGGCAAAGAGUUCCCUCACGCCUACAAACUGGAGAGACACGAGCUGAUCCACACGGGCGAGAAGCCGUACUGCUGCUCCAUCUGUGGCCGCGGCUUCAACCAGAAGGGAAAUCUCAAAACGCACUACAAAGUUCACUUGGGUCGUAAAGGCGCCGUGGACUUGGACGACGAGGUGGAUCCCGUAGCGUCAGAACUCUCCCAAUACUUGAAGUCUCUGCCCGGGGAGUCCAGGAUCCGCUCGUCCCUCCGCUGCCUGGACUGUGGAACAGAGUGCGAGAGCCAGUCGGCGCUCCAGGCGCACCACGUCACGACUCACGCUCAGGCGGCCGCGGACCCGGACGAGACCGAGAGCGGCGCGUCGGAGCUCCUCUUCUGCCGCCGCUGCGGAGUCCAGUUCGACCAGAAGGACAAGCUCGAGGAGCACAUGAAGACCCACGUCAAGGAGAAGCCCUUCUCCUGCCCCGACUGCGGGAAGAGGUUCAUCAACGAGAGCUACAUCCAGAUCCAUCAGCGCAUCCACACCGGGGAGAAGCCCUUCCUCUGCUCGCAGUGCGGCAGGGGCUUCCACACGGCGUCCUCCCUCAAGCUGCACGAGAUGCAGCACUCUGGCGAGAGGCCCUUCGCCUGCGCCGUCUGCGGCAAGACGUUCCGCAUCAACUCCUACCUGACGGCGCACUACCAGACGCACAUCAAGGACCGGCCCUUCGUCUGCGGCGUCUGCGGCAAAGGCUACUCCCGGGCGGAGGAGCUGAAGGUCCACCACAGGCUUCACACCGGCGAGAGGCCCUACCGCUGCGGCGAGUGCGGCAAGAGCUUCAUCUACCGCCAGGGUCUGCGGCAGCAUCAGCGCACGCACGCCGGCAGACGCAUCGGGCCCACCAGGCAGCUCGGGCGACCCAAACAGCAGCAGGCCAGGCUGGACGUCCUGGCACCCGCAGGGACGAUCUCGUCCCCGCAGAGCCGCCUCCUCCAGAGGUCAAGCUGCCCGGGCUGCAGCCUGCCGCUGCUCCCCCGGGGCGAGGGGCUCAUCUCGGGCUGCACCAACAGAGCGAUGGGCUCUGAAAACCCAGAAGGCUUCGGACCGGCCGUGAUCCUCGUGGAGGAAGAUCAGCAAGAAAUCGGAGGUCUGAUCAACUCUGACGGGGAGGAAGUGGACCUCUCAGAUCUCAGAGUGGGUGCUAUCCCCGGCCUGCUGUCUCCUGACGGCCCCACAAAGCCUUGUGGCCACAGUGAAAAUGAGAAGCUGCCGUCCCUCCACAGCUGCUCCGUGUGCGGCAAAGACUUCCCCUACGCCUCCAAGCUGCAGCGCCACCUCCGCACCCACUCGGGAGAGCGGCCCUUCCCCUGCUCCAUGUGCGAGAAGAGGUUCCCCGAGAAGGGGCUCCUCAUGAUCCACGAGAGGGUCCACACCGGGGAGAAGCCCUUCCCGUGCACUUUCUGCGAGAAGCGGUUCGCCAGCCAGGGCGAGCUGCGGCUGCACCGGCGCACGCACACCGGCGAGCGGCCGUACCACUGCUCCAUCUGCCUCAAGAGCUUCUCCCGCCACUGGCACCUGAAGACGCACUUGGAGGCGAUGCACUGCGAGGUGGUGGCGGGCUUCAGCAGGAAGAAGUUCCCCUGCUCGGACUGCGAGAAGAGCUGCAACUCGGCGGCCGAGCUGAGGGACCACCAGAGGACUCACACCGGGGAGAGACCCUUUCAGUGCUCCUUCUGCGACAAGCGCUUCGCCCUGUCGGGCACGCUGGUCCGACACGAGCGCCUCCACACCGGCAUCACGCCCUACCACUGCUCCGACUGCGGCAAGACGUUCGCGCAGCAGUGGACCCUGACCACGCACAUGCGCACGCACACGGGGGAGAAGCCGUACAGCUGCACGCAGUGCAGCAAGUCCUUCGUGGCUCCCGGAGAGCUCCGGCGCCACACCCGCAUCCACACCGGAGAGAAGCCGUACACCUGCGCCGACUGCGGGAGGCACUUCUCGCUCGCAGGGACUCUCAGAAACCACAAGCGGUCGUGCACGCAGACCAAGACCGAGCCGGCCGCGGACGCCGCCGCAGACCUCGUCCAGGAGGGAGCCGGCGGAUCGCCCGAGCAGGAGGCGCUCGCCGACGUCCUGCCCGAGGAGUCCAACAGCCGGAGCCUGCCGAGCGAAGCUGAGCCUCGGCCCUCCGACAGUCCCAGCUGUGUCAGAGCGGCUCCUCUGGAAACGGAAAAACGCCCAAAAGAAGCAGCGGACCAGCCGGAAGACGCGGCGUCCAGUCCGCAUGUGAAUGUAAUCGUGAAAGAAGAGGAAGAGGAGGAGCCUCUGUUUGCAGAGGAGGCUCCACACCAGCCGUCUGGCGAUGAUCUGAACAACACGCCGCAGAGCCCUGAAGAGCGGCUUCAAGAGAGCGUCACGGAGAUCAGGAUCAGAGUGAAGGAGGAGGAAGACGAGCCUGUGAAAAUCUCUGCAGAACGUCCGGAUCCCGUGGCUGACAGUAAGAAACGCAGCCCGCCAGCCCCCGCCGUGCCCGAGCCCGUCAAGAAUAAAGUGAAAAAAAACUCCUACUGCUGUGGCCUCUGCGGGAGAGACUGCCACAAGAUGUCGGCUCUCCAGAUCCACAUGCGAAUUCACUCGGGAGAGAAACCGUACAAGUGCGCGGUGUGCGGGAAGCAGUUCACCCAGAAAGGUCAGCUCAAAGGUCACCUCAAAGUGCACACGGGCGAGAAGCCCUUCUCCUGCCCCGACUGCGGGAAGAGCUUCGCCCACUCCGGGGCCAUGAACAGACACCGGCUCACGCACACCGGCGAGCGGCCGUACCACUGCUCCGUGUGCGACCGCAGCUUCAACCAGUCCGGCCGGCUCCGAGAACACGAAAAAAUCCACUUCGGGGAGAAGUUUGACUGUCCCGAGUGCGACAAGAGCUUCACCCGCGCGUCCAGCCUGAAGAACCACUUCAGGCUGCACACGGGCGAGCGGCCGUACGGCUGCAGCGUCUGCGGCCGAGGCUUCAGCCGCUCGCAGAGCCUGAGGCUCCACAAACGCAAGCACGAGCAGGACCAGACUGACGGCGAGUCGGCGUUCAGCGCCAAGAACGACGACUUCUUCCAGAGCGACGACGACUCUCCCAUCAACAUGUGCAUAACGGACAAAAAUGACUGAUGUAUUUAUGUAUGUAUUAAUGUUCCAGUUGCAAUAUUUCGACACUUCAGAGAGUAAAACGUGAAGCUAUUAAAGGGGAAAGAGACUACUUCUGUGACUUGACCACCUUUUCUUCUCACUGAAUUGUCCAACUUUUAAAUUAAGUGUGAAACUCCCAGAACAGCCGAGACGGGUGAGGAGCAGACUCAUGUCAGGCCACCUCCAGCAGCUCGACGCGCAGCGCCACGCUAACUUAUCACACCAAUAUUUAACGAAACCUUUGUAAAAAUUGCUAAGUAGUGAAUUUUCGAAGUCAUACUCUGAUUUAUCACUCUGUGUUCGAUGCAUUGGAGUAUUAAACCCACGUUUAGAGUGUUACGGUAGUAUAAAUGACUCUUUAAAAUCUGUGAUUUCAUUUGUCAUCGGACUAAUUGUGUGUGUGGAAACUGGACUGAAGAUUCGUUUUUAUGCUCGUCGGUCAGUUUAGGAAACAAGUCAAACUGGAGUUUCUCAUCUAGUCACGAUAGACACACAUCGAACCACAGGACUCUUGUCCACAUAGCAGCGUUUUUGAAGCAUCACAACUGAUUUUAAUCGUUUUCAGUGUUGCUUUUUCUCUUUUUGGAUAAGCUAGACAUUUCGUGCUUUACAGGUGCCUUUUUUUUUUUUUUACAAUCAACCAAUGACUAAACUAUAGUGAAUAAGAAUAUAUGACUAGAUGUGUUACUGGUGUGUGUAGAGAACAGAUGGAGUCGUUGCUGGUAGACAUUAUCGGUUGUUUGCUUGUAUCACACGGGGUGUUGACAGCUCGCCGUCAGCUCGCCAUGGAGUUAAAUGUUUACUUUGGAGUGCAGUUACUGAGAUUUCUUGUCUGAUGGGUGUACUGUUGUUGGGCUUACUUCUGAGGCCUUGCCAGAAAAACAAAAAAACAAAACCUGCUAUGUGGACACGGACAGUGGUGAAUACGUUUUAACACUGCUAGUUAGUGAAAGUGGAUCCAAUAUGCUGCACAGUUCACUGCUUCGAAACUUUAAGCUCUGCUGUCGUGCAGCCUGUCUACUCUAAUCUGCAGACAUGCCGUUUGAAAUACUUGUCAUUUGACACCAGCAUCAUUGAAUGCAGCAGUAUAUGGUUUUAACCCACUUCAUCACAGAUGAUCUGAUGUGGUCUCUGGACUCCAACCGAAACUCCAGUGAAGCAUAUUGGAUCUACCACAUCUUGAGUUGGGUUCACCAGGUUCCGACUCCUCCUGGAAGUUCAGUAGCCGUCCUGAAGGAAGGAAUGUGUUUUUCAUGCUGUGUUGCAGAUGGCAAUAAAUUGAAGCAAAGUAGAUGGUAACUUUUUCCCAGUGCUGCUUCUGUCUAAUUGUAUUGGACAUGUGAUAUACUGAAAAAUAAAAGUGAAAGUGCUGAAGA